Messenger RNA from Talaromyces atroroseus, 6078 nucleotides. RefSeq names its product Histone transcription regulator 3-like protein. Gene Ontology annotation, biological process: chromatin organization. Lineage: Eukaryota; Fungi; Ascomycota; Eurotiomycetes; Eurotiales; Trichocomaceae. The transcript is spliced from 2 exons. The coding region runs from base 1 to 6078 and encodes 2025 amino acids. Gene Ontology annotation, cellular component: HIR complex; nucleus. Gene Ontology annotation, molecular function: protein binding; nucleosome binding. The record is from RefSeq and is a predicted model, not a curated record.
AUGGCGAGCUUUACUGCAUUGAAUAUUGAGCCUGCGGAGGACAUACAGGAAGAGGUCGAUGAUACCAAGGAGAUCCAGAUCGAAGAAGCUCUCAAGCUAUAUCAAAAUGCCUUGAAACUUCACUCGCAAGGCCCUGCCUAUUAUUCGCAGGCUAAGGAUGCUUAUGCCUCUCUUAUACAGUCAGAAAUAUUCAAAUACCCGGAAUCGAUCUCAGACUUUCAGCGAAUUACCUCAGACGGCGAUACCGACGAUGCCUCUGCCGAUGCGUUCGGUGGAAUAGAUGCCAAUGACGCAGCCGCGAGUGCCCUGCCCCAAACGAUUUUUCUUUCGUAUAAGAAUAAUGGCCAGUUUCUCUUGGACGUACUGAAAGAGACACUUCGAAAGCAGCCUACUACCGUGGACGAACAACGACUGACCGUCGCGAAGGACGCUCGCUCUGCUAUAGAAUUGUUUGCUGAAGCUCUAGAAAGGGAUGACACAGAUCUUGACCUUUGGCGGAAAAGUGCUCGAAUAGGGGGUACAUUGAAUAGCUACCGGCUGGCCAGGUACUGCCUUGAGAGCGUCUUGGUGGGAGAUGACAAUGAGGUUGAGGUACGCGCUGAACAACUUGGUUUGGAUGAAGCAUUUGCGGCUGAAGAUCUUCGAAAAGUCCUUCAAGCGCUGAAGGAUGAGCUUUCAUCUAUCCAAGCACCACCACUGAAGAAACCUCGAAAAUCUCUAUUUCGAUUUUUCAGAAACCACUCGCAAGAUCCCUACCCUUAUCUUCCGGGUCUAGCUCAAGAUAUAUCCAAUGCAACCACUUUUACUUCGAAAAAUCUACACAGUCGGCAUAUGAUUGAAGCACCUGAUAGAACAUGGAAUGGUGUCGGACGAGCUAUAAUGCAGCUGUUGAAGGAGAUCCAGAUAGUAGUGCCUGGUACUGCUGUGGGCAUCUCGAUGCCUUCACGAGCAAUAUCACCACAAAGCCCACGCCACAGAAGUUUGUCCGUUUCCGCAAACAUUAAGCCCAUUGAGAAGAGAAUCGAAGUACCAGAAGCACCAAAAACAACGGAAUCACUUGAUGACCAGUCCUCAAUCGAUCAGCGUGCAGAAUCACAAUUACGAGAAGCGCUUGAGGGACUUUCCGCGCAGCCAACCGAGAAUCCAAUCAUAACAGGAAACACAGUGGUCGACACUGAUUCCAAAAUACCUAAUGCAAACCCUAGGAAGCGCUCAUCGGCAUCUUUGGGCAAUGAUGAGACGGCAGAUAGCGUGAGAACCAAAAGCCGUCGCAUUCGUGCUAGGGAAUCAAAUGCGGAGAACUUACUACAAACGGAGGAAGUUAGUCACGACAAAUAUUUGGAAGAUCGCUUGGAAAAGUUCUCACAUGCCGAUGAAUGGCUGUUUGGAACUGUUGGCGAUCUCCUUUCAAAAACAGGGGUUGAGGUUUUAGGCACUAUCGACGACCUCAAAAAACAGCUAAACAUAUCAAAUGAUUCCAGCUGUCUUCCGCCCAAGGAUAUCGAGGCAACGCUUGUACACGAUCUUCAAGCUGCACUGAGAAAUUGGGAUGAAGAGAAGGCUCGCUCCGCCACGCAGGGAGAUAGCUCGACAGCAUUGCAAGAUUCCCGCGGAAGGAAACGCUCGGGGCUAGCAAUAUUUCUUGACCAUUCACGGAAGUCCAUGCAGAAAAUGAGCAAGAAGGACCCAUUAUUUGAGGGUAAUGGGUUAGAUGAAUUCACAAAGGAAGUUAACGAGAGUUGGCUUCAUGUUCACGAAGUUGCUUUCCAAUGGCUGAGUAGCCUCCUAGAGCCAAGAAAGAACCAGUCCUAUAAUUCAAUUUCUGAAAGAUGCUCAGUCGAGUCUUCUUACAUUUCUUUGCACUGGCCGGAAAAUUUAAAGGAGACAGUCAUACAGUUGCUGAUUCAGGAAGAUUCCUAUAUCCACGAAAAACUAGCCGACGCCGUUUCCCAACAAGAGAAGAAAGUCUUGGAUCAAGUGACAUCCGAUACUCUGUUGAGAUGCACUGAUGAUCAUCAUGCUCAGGUCGAAAUGAUCCAAGCAAUUCACGAGCUUCACUUGGAUACCUAUACUUAUAUGAACAACCCCAAUAGCGAAAUCGAUCAAAAUUCUCGCAUUUUGCAACGUGACCGCCUAAUAAGAUGGGGUAUGUUGGCACAAACCGCGAUCAACUCUCUCUUAGAUACGGAGUCAGACAGUGAGCGGUUUAAUAAAAUCGCUCUUCGGCACCUUUGGUCAAUGACAUUCCAUUCAAACAUGGCUGAGGAUAUUAGCCGCGCUUAUGUCCUGCUUUGCCUUGAAGAUCUCAAACAGGCUCUGAUUUCGUUCGGUAGCCCUGAAAUAGCGCUUAUCAAUAACGCCUUCAUGCCGGAGAUCUCUGUUGCGGCUUUAGAUCAGGAAAUCAAUCGUCUCAAUUCAAUGGGAUUUUUCAUGAGAAUAUUUGGAUCAGAAGGCGAGGACCCGGUCUCUUUGAUAGAAAGCAUUGAGCCCGUUUUAAACCCGUCUUCCGUGGAAUAUAUCCAAGAUACCGCCAGUGGUAACACUACUCCAUCUGUUCCAGCUCAUUUCCAGGAGUUAGCCUCAUUCCUGGAUAGAGGUGAUGCAAGUCUUCGCUUAUUUUUGUGGCGAAGACUGCAGGAUGCUUAUCGAUUAAUUGACUAUCUUCCCAAAGUGGUGUCUUGUCAACUUCGUAGCAUUGAAGCUAUCGUCAAAGAAAUCCGAGGAGAGAUCUAUCUCGGAUCCCAAGAUAACCGGCCUUCGAUAUUGCUCAGAUGGUUGAAAUCUGCCAACAAUAUCCUGACCAAGCUUGUGCCGCAAUUAAUCGAUGAUCCUGUCAAAUCCUUUGAAUGCAUCGAUGUCGACCAUUUGCGCUCCUCACUAACAGCCGUGGCCCAUCUGUCUCGACUUCUUCAUAGCUUCGCUCUUUAUGAGGACGCAGUCAAAGUAGGCCAACGGCCACCAUUGGAACUUCGAGGUUCUCUGGGGAAAUCCCUCGAGAAUUUCAAAGAGAAGCUCCGAGAUAUGCAGGUUCGAUGUUGGGUUUUACAGUACACAUUGGUGAAAGAGUAUAUGACCCAGGAAAAGGAUAUAUUCUCUACUCCCUCGGAUGAUCUGAUUCACUUUUUAAGAGCUGUGCAUAAUGCAUUGGGUAUUCGGUCUUCAUGCAGAUAUGCUGACAAAAUUCUGCUCAAGCUAAUGAAGUCGGAGCUUCUGAGCAUUGAGACCCAGGAGGAUUGCGAGUUUGACAUUGCACAAGUUCUUUUCGAUCUUCAUGGGUUCAAAUUCUCCAAUCAACUAGGAAUUUGCGAUCACGGCUGUCCAACAGAAAAACCAAACUCACAAUCUGCGGCGAUGAUGAUAGAUUUUGUUCUGAUGCAAGUCAACCGACUGAAUAUCAAGGACUUGUCGAGAUCUGACUUGAAAACGACUAUUGAGAAAGUACAACAGGCCAUUGGGCCGGUGAAGAAUUCCUCAUUGUCUUUCAACAAGCGUAUUCUGUCUGGUUAUCUGAAGUCUGCAAUAAAUCCCUCGGAGAUGCUGCGGCUUGUUCAGGGUGUUGGCGGAUUGGCGUUAAGGUCUGUCCAGAUACCGAACGCUGAGAGCGCGAAGAAGGGAUGGUAUUUCCUUCUUGGGCAUACGGCCUUGACGAAAUUUCGUUCUCAGAAAAGGCUGAAUGCAGGGCCUACAACCGAUCUUGACGAUGCCAUCGGAUACUUUCGACAAGAUCUAGAAUAUGCUACAGAGCGAUGGGAGACAUGGUAUAGGCUUGCUCAAACAUAUGACUCCAAACUUGAUGAAGAAAUAACAUGGUCAGCCGAGAAAAUCACCAAUAGCAAAGCUGAGUUAACGGCUAUUCAACGCAGUGCAAUUCACUGCUACGCUAUGGCGGUUGCUGGUGCUUUGAGGACCCCUGACGACGACCUAAAGUCGCGUUCGAUAAUUUCAGACCUUUUCACUGACUUUGGAAUGCGCUUGUAUGCCUCUUCUCGCGAACCGCUCAACAUGGCCGCUUUCAGUCUUGAAGACAUCGAGCGUCAUUUUAGUGAUUUUGAUAGCCAGAAAGUAUACACGGGCAAACCAUUCAAAGAGAUGAGGGUGUAUUCUGUCUGGAGUCUUGCUGGUUAUAUGUUCAGGCGUGCCAUGGUUGACAAACCCCAUUACUGGGUCAAUCACUAUAUGCUCAGCAAAUGUAGUUGGAAGAUGUUCAAUAGUGAUGAAGCGACUCGAGGGAGCGGUAAGAAAGUCACUAUAGACGACGUUCUAGACCCGCUACUCGACGCUAUCGAAACAUUGCCCCAGCGGAAAGAAAGAGGAUCCUCAGACCCGAUCUUUGCGCCGCAUUUCAGACUCGUAUCUGUUCUUCACAAACUUGUGCUUCGAGAAUUAAUCGAACCUAGCAAGGCCGGGGAGAUUCUCGCCGAGACACCCUGGGCCAGGAAAUUAUCACCUCCGCAAAAUAAGGGCGACUGGAACUCUUACGUGUUGGAUAUCUUGAAAAUACUCAAGAAUGCAGACAAGUCCAACUGGCAUCAUCGCAUAUUGGCACGGCUGGCACAUGUUCACUACGACGGCCAAGAAGGUGACAUUGCCGCUGCAACUGCAGCGAAGAACGAAUUGGUACCGCAGAUUUUUACGAAGACCAUGACAAUACAAGUAUGGCGCCCAGAGUUUGAGAGGCCUGGUCGUCAUUUCGUCUAUACUACACGAUAUGUUUCCUUUUUCACAAAGCUGUUGGAUCAAAUAAGCGAUCGUUCUAGCCUUGAACAACUACUUCGAAAGGUUAGAAAAAGGCAAGGGGAUUUCAUCAAUCACACAAAGCUCUGGGAGGAUAUGUGCAUCGUAUAUACAAAGCUUGUUCGACGUGCGGGAAAUAUCCCAGAACAUUAUGAAGAAAGUAUCUUUAAAGUGGUCAGCUGGGAUGAGUUUGUCACAAACUCCGCUCGAUUGGACAACUUCAAAGACCUUGCCAUAACCAACGGACCAACAAUGGAUUUGCUUCGCGAAGCGGUGGAAUUCAAAAGACUCAAUAACAAUCUCAUGAAGGUCACUAUGUUUGAAGAUCUUACUGCCGAUAUAUACGCGCGCAUGUACGAGGAAAAUAAUCAUCGUUUCAUUGAACAAGCAAAUGAAGAAAAUAGGGGCAGAAUGAAAGUUGACCAUCUUCUGAUGAACACCGAUGGUACCGCAGAUGCAGCUACACCUCCUACAUCUGCUCCCGCGUCCGAGGCUCCCGUUCCACGCGGCCGAACUAAGGGUAUCUCACGAAGAGAUAUUCAGAAGCGAGCCGAAGCCCUAGUCAGUCACCAUGCCCGCCCUGUGGCUACUAAGGCAGCUGCGGCUCCUACCGAUGAAGACAAAAUACCCUCUGCACCAGUUGUCAGAGUUCCCACUUUAAGUAGCCUCCGAGGAUUUGCAUCGGAAAACGUCGCUGCGGCACAGGAUAGCGUGCCAAACAGUCUCCAUGAAAGUGCCGAUGAUGAGAGUGAAUUGAGUGAGAUCGAUGACGAGAGACUUGCCAGAAUCAAAGGGGAACGGAAUCUUAUGUUCCCACAUUUGAAUCCGAGGAAGUCCCUAGAACCAAGUUUUGAAGGGUCCGCCGCAGUUAGCAUGGAAGGUGGAGAUGGUGAUGGCGAAACAGCUGUCGACGACGAUAACACCGAAAACGAUCGCAGAGACGACAUCGAAGGAGAUACUGGAUUAGUUGAUGAGGGAGAAGAUGGGGAUAUAGAAAUGCAAACGGCCGCCGAGGAUGAGUACGUCGAAGAUGCUGGAGAAAAAGCCGCAGAUCAGGAAGACAUCGACAUGGGUGUUGACAACGCCGAAGAAAUCGGAGAUGACGCAACCAUGGUGACCACGGAAGAAGUCGAUGAAAUCGAAAACAACGAUGGAGACGGAACUGUCUCCACAGGCGACAAGGAGGAGGAAGAAGAAGGAGAGAAAGCAGAGCAAGAAGAAAAACAAGAUAGUAACUCUGCAGCAGUUGAAGGAGAAGCCAAUGGCGUUGCUGACGCUGCCAACGAACCCUUAAAAGAUGAACAGCAAGGGACAAAUCUUGUUGAUGAAGAUGAGCCGCAAUAA